AUGGGGCCUGAAUCACUUAGACUUAUGUCAGUUGCUUUUGCUGCCCUGCAAUUACGUGAUGCAGUAUCAAAAUUCAGUAGAGUUGAAACUAAUGCAGCAAUUUGUCAAGAACUUAAGGUUCACUGCCAAUUAUUGUUUAACACUUGUUCCCUUCUUAUGAAGUCAGUUGACCCUACAGUGUGGACUCUGAGAUAUGCAAUUCCAUUCCACAAUGCAGCAUUGUUUCGAGAAUUUGGAUUUGGCCUUGGCAUUAACACUAUGAAAGGCCGCGAGGCCAAGCAUGUAACUCUGUCAUCAUUUGCACGUCAUGCAACACUCUCAACUCGGUGA
Molecule: messenger RNA, 330 nt
Organism: Porites evermanni
Lineage: Eukaryota; Metazoa; Cnidaria; Anthozoa; Scleractinia; Poritidae
Source: the annotation of a GenBank genome assembly